GCUCAGCAUGGCUCAGAACACAAAUGAUGGCGCUUCGGAACUCCUGCUUAAUCAUCUUUUAGAAAGACUUCGCUCUCGAUUGGAGCAUAUUCUGGGACGCAUGCCUCUGGAUCUGGACUUCUUAGAGUUCACUUGCACACAAGAACUUGUGUUUUUAAAUGCUGUAUCCAGUCAAGUAACUGUUUGUCCAGCUAUUUUAGAUUCACUGACACAGCUACACAGUCUUAUCAAUUUGGAAAAAGAGAAAAGGGAGCAACACAUUGCAGUUGUGCAGUUUGAGCAAGGACCAGCUGGGCGACAACGAAUGGUCAUAUCCCCAGAGUACCUUAGCAAACUUCUGGAACUUAAUCUGUCUGUUCCAUGUAUAGCUAAACUUUUGGGGAUGUCCAGGCGCACAGUAUACCGACGCAUGGCUGAGUCUGAUCUCUCAGUAAAGGCAUUAUACAGCACUAUGACAGAUGAAGAGUUAGAUCAGUGUGUGAGAGAGAUUAAGUCGAGGCAGCCUCACUCUGGAUAUCGAAUGAUGAAGGCCCUUCUGCAAGCCAGAGGACUGAGGGUGCAGUAUAACCGUGUCAGAGCCUCCAUGCACCGUGUUGACACCACUGGUGUCAUAAGCCGUAUGGUCCACGUAGGAUGUAUUGCUCGACGGACCUACUCAGUUCCAGGACCCCAGUCUUUGAUGCACAUAGAUACAAACCAUAAAUUGAUUCGCUACAACAUUGUUGUCUUUGGUGGUAUUGACGGUUUUUCCCGUAAGAUAAUGUAUCUUGGUGCAGCCUCCAACAACCUUGCAUCAACCACCCUGACUUUCUUCCUAGAAUCUGUUGAGAAGUUUGGUUUUCCUCUCAGGUAAAUGCAUAUUUUAAACUGGGAGUUUUUACACUACAACAGUACAAGCACUGGCGGAAAGUAACUAAGAACAUUUACUCAAGUAAU
Messenger RNA from Sander lucioperca (pikeperch), 936 nucleotides. RefSeq lists its product as uncharacterized. Bases 8 to 853 code for a protein of 281 amino acids. Lineage: Eukaryota; Metazoa; Chordata; Actinopteri; Perciformes; Percidae. The transcript has 4 exons. The record is from RefSeq and is a predicted model, not a curated record.